AGCGGGAACAUUUCAAAAUGGCGGACGAAGAUGGUGAAGGUGGGGUUUUGGACUUCACUGGCUAUGGAUUAAAGAAAUUUGACAUACCAGAAGGUUUACACCCCAAUGGACUUAUUCUUGAUCAAAACAGCAUCUCGAAAAUAGAAAGUGUGGAGCACUUGCAGGACUUACAACAGCUAUCCUUAGCAUCCAAUCACCUGGUUCGCAUGGUGGGCGUGUCUUCCUUCAUCCAUCUCACUGUACUGCGUCUCUCCAACAACAGCAUUGUCAACAUAGAAGGACUCACAGACCUGGUAUACCUGUCUUGGCUAGAUCUUAGUGGCAACAGUAUCAAGGUUAUUGAGAAUUUGAAGCAUAAUGCCCGUCUGCGCCAUUUGGACCUAUCAGACAACAACAUUGCUGUCUUUGGGGAGUUAUCUCCCCUGUCUAUUCUCAAGACCCUCUUACUUCAUGGGAAUAUAAUUUCAAGUCUUAAGCCUAUUCCUGCUUGUAUUCCGCCAUCAGUCAGAGUUCUCUCCCUUGAGAGUAAUGACCUGUGUGACCUCAAUGAGAUGUGCUACCUGGCGAGUCUUCCUGACCUGGAUCAGCUGUCUCUGGCCAACAACCCCUGUGUCCUCAUGACAGCGCUCACACAAUAUCCUUCUAUACAAGCUACAAACGCUGUACAUCAUGUCUUUGGCCUCAUGUAGAUUCUGG
Molecule: messenger RNA, 696 nt
Organism: Haliotis rufescens (red abalone)
Lineage: Eukaryota; Metazoa; Mollusca; Gastropoda; Lepetellida; Haliotidae
Product: centrosomal protein of 97 kDa-like
Exons: 7
Coding region: 18-689 (223 amino acids)
Molecular function (GO): protein binding
Source: RefSeq, a predicted model, not a curated record